UCUGAUCCCUGAAUUUCCCUGUUGUAUAUUUUCAUGUCUUGCCGUGAAUAAACGAUCUUUGCGGGAUCGAGCCUGGCACCAGAGUUUCUAGACGGCAGCAGAGCUCACGCCUGUCUUCAUGCUCCAGCCCAGGCGUGCUGUCAGAUAGGUGUGGUUCCUCAUUCAGGGAAGUUUCGCGUUCACCCAAGAGCCGAGUCGGUGAAAACACAUGAUGAUGAGUGACUCGUGAUUGAAAUAAGAAGAACAAGAACGUCAAGUGCCAUGUAAAGGAAGCUGGUGUAUUUUUUUGUAUAUCUUGGAAAGGUUGAAGUUCUGCGAGGCAGGAUUGGAGACCGGUCAAGAACCAUGGGCUUCCUGCAGCUGCUGAAAUCCCAGUUCUUGUGCCACCUAAUCAUCUGCUAUGUGUUCCUGGCCAGCGGUCUCAUUAUCAACCUGUUGCAACUCUGCACUUUACCUCUGUGGCUGAUCAAUAAGCAGCUGGCUCGCAGGAUCAACGUCAGACUGGCCUACUGCAUCAGUAGUCAGAUGGUAGCAACCCUGGAGUGGUGGUCUGGGACAGAAUGCACACUCUACACCGACCCAAAGAGUUAUUCACUGUAUGGAAAUGAGAAUGCCAUUGUGGUUCUCAACCACAUGUUUGAGAUUGACUUCCUGUGCGGCUGGACCUUCUGUGAGCGAUUUGGCGUUCUUGGGAGCUCAAAGGUGUUAGCCAAAAAAGAAUUGGCUUAUGUACCAAUUAUUGGCUGGAUGUGGUACUUCCUGGAGAUAGUUUUCUGCAAGCGCAAGUGGGAGGAGGACCGAACAACGGUGGCUCAGAGUCUCCAGAGGCUGCAGGAUUACCCAGAGAACUUUUGGUUCUUGCUUUACUGUGAAGGAACACGGUUCACACCAAAGAAGCUCCAGAUCAGCAUGCAGGUGGCUGAGAGCAAAGGUUUACCCAAACUGAAGUAUCACCUUUUGCCCAGGACUAAGGGAUUCUGGGUAACUGUCCAAAACCUCAGAGGAACAGCUGCAGCUGUUUAUGACUCCACGCUGAACUUCAGGAACAAUGAAGUGCCAACCAUGCUCGGAAUACUUAAUGGGAAGAAAUACCAUGCAGAUUUAUAUGUGAGGAGAAUUCCUCUGGAGUCGAUCCCAGAGGAUGAGGCAGAGUGCGCUGCUUGGCUACACAAACUUUACCAGGAAAAGGAUAGUUUUCAGGAGCACUAUGCACAGACGGGGCGUUUUCCUGGUCCCACAGUGAGCCCUGCUCGUCGACCUUGGUCCUUGAUCAACUGGCUCUUCUGGUCCUGUUUGCUGCUCUACCCUUUAGUCCUUCUGCUUAUUCAGCUGAUCAGCUCUGGAUCAGUUCUUACCAUCGCAACCUCUGUGGCCGUCUGCACUGCAGCAGCAGACUUGACAACUCAAACCUUCAGUGGGAGUUCGCUGGAUGAUCGGCCAGACUGAGAUCGAGAGAGGCUCAAACUAUGGAAAUAAACAAGUUCCACUAAACAACAGCUAAGGAUUUCUGACUUACUCAGAGCUGCUUCUUUGCACAGCUACUAAUCUGCAAAGUUGCCAGUCUGGCAGGAAUCUGUUGGUCCCACAAGUCCAGACCUGCUUCAGUGCACAACACGGAGCCUCUUCUUGUCACUAGGCUACAGAAGCUCAACAUGAAAGAUCAUGGAAGCAGAUCGUGGUGAUCAGACUCUUUUGCAAAAAUGAAAGGACAGGCAAGAUUUUUUUUUUUUUUUUU
Molecule: messenger RNA, 1735 nt
Organism: Acanthochromis polyacanthus (spiny chromis)
Lineage: Eukaryota; Metazoa; Chordata; Actinopteri; Pomacentridae
Gene: agpat4
Product: 1-acylglycerol-3-phosphate O-acyltransferase 4 (lysophosphatidic acid acyltransferase, delta)
Exons: 10
Coding region: 346-1446 (366 amino acids)
Cellular component (GO): mitochondrial outer membrane; endomembrane system
Molecular function (GO): 1-acylglycerol-3-phosphate O-acyltransferase activity
Source: RefSeq, a predicted model, not a curated record